This is a messenger RNA of Chenopodium quinoa (quinoa), 1584 nucleotides long. RefSeq lists its product as uncharacterized. The transcript has a single exon. Gene Ontology annotation, molecular function: nucleic acid binding. The record is from RefSeq and is a predicted model, not a curated record. NCBI's taxonomy places the organism in Eukaryota, Viridiplantae, Streptophyta, Magnoliopsida, Caryophyllales, Amaranthaceae. The coding region runs from base 1 to 1584 and encodes 527 amino acids.
AUGGCAGAAAUUGAUGACUCUGUUUUUUUUGAUAUUGAACACAUUCUCAAUGAAGAAGAGCUAGCAGAGCUGUGGUUCGAGGAAGAAGAAGAAAUGCAGGAUGCAGGAAUAUGGGAGUACAACUCAGAAGAUGAAAUGCAGGAUGGCAACCAAGAAGAACAGCAACAGCAGCCACAGACAGAAACUAAUGUUCUCAACACACAAAUGCAACAGCAAGGUCAUGAAGGGACUGGUCUUGUAUGCAGAAAACAAUUAACUUUGCAGCAAAGAAGAAAGAUUGUUGAUGCAAUUUUGCUGAAAAUGAGCAAUGGGACUUUACCAAGGGGUCACAUGAAGCAAUUAGCAUCUGAAUUUAAUGUCCACAAAUCAACAAUCACAAGAAUCUUUUCAGACAUAAAAAAACAGCUGGCAACAGGGGACUUGAUUGAUGUCAGGACCAAAAAAUUUGGCAAAACAGGGAGAAAGCCAAUGGAGAUUUCUGAUGAAACUCUCCAGUCAGUCCCAUUACAUUUAAGGCAGACAGAAAGAAGCUAUGCAGGAGCAUUGAAGAUCAGUCUAACUACAGUUCACAAUUUGAAGAAAAGAGGCAGGCUAAGAACACACACAUGCUGCAACAAACCAUUGCUCACAUCAGACCACAAGGUUGCCAGACUAAGAUGGAUUUUGUCACAUAUAAAUCCAAUUACAGGGAAUGAGGACCCCACAUUUGUUGACAUGAGGAAUGUCAUACACUGUGAUGAAAAGUGGUUCUACUUGAACCCUGACAAAAGGAGGUUCUACCUACUGCCAUGUGAGGAGGAUCCCUAUAUGGCAGUUCAGUCAAGAAGAUUCAAACUAAAGGCAAUGUUCAUGGCAAUCAUAGGGAAGCCAUUAUAUGGCAUAAAUGGGGAACUUUUACAUGAUGGAAAGUAUGGCAUCUUUCCAUUCACUGUCCAGCAAGUAGCACAGAAAGCAAGCAAGAAAAGACCAAGAGGGACCAUGGAAACCAAGGCACUCCAGAACAUAAACAGAGAAGUAAUCAGAGAGAUGCUGCUAACAAAGGUUAUUCCAGCAAUCAUAUCAAAGUGGCCUGAAGGUCUGCCCAAGGAUGUGGUCAUCCAAUGGGACAAUGCAAGGCCACACCAAGUUCCUACAGAUGAUGAGUUUGUGGCAGCAACAACAGCUAAUGGCUUUAACAUUCAAUUUGUUUUCCAGCCAGCACAGUCUCCUGAUUUGAAUGUCCUUGACUUAGGGCUAUUUAGGUCUAUACAAUCAUUGCAAUAUCAGUCUUUUCCUAGGGACUUAGAGGAGCUAAUUCAAAAGGUCAAACAGUCUUAUGACACUUUCAACCCUCAUGUAAACAAGUACAUCUGGGUUACAUUGCAAAAGUGUAUGAUUAAGAUACUCAAGGCAGAAGGUGGUAACAAGUACAAAAUACCACAUAUGAACAAAAAAAAGCUGGAAAACCUAGGUAGUCUUCCAGAUUUGGUAGAGGUUCAGAAAGAGGAUGUAUUGGAGGCUGUGGAGUACCUAAACACCAUGUUUAGGCCAGCAAAUCAAGGCACUCAAGAAGACACAGAAGAUUUGGAGGUGGAUGCAGAUUAG